Sitophilus oryzae (rice weevil) is the source of this 1125-nucleotide messenger RNA. RefSeq lists its product as uncharacterized. The record is from RefSeq and is a predicted model, not a curated record. NCBI's taxonomy places the organism in Eukaryota, Metazoa, Arthropoda, Insecta, Coleoptera, Curculionidae. Gene Ontology annotation, cellular component: apical plasma membrane; mitochondrion; actin cytoskeleton. Bases 321 to 956 code for a protein of 211 amino acids. The transcript is spliced from 5 exons. Gene Ontology annotation, biological process: negative regulation of apoptotic process; regulation of actin filament polymerization.
AAUAUACCGGGUGUAUGUUUUGGUUUAACCGUUUAAUUUUUUCGGUUUUUCUUCUGAAAUUUUUUGUUUUCAAAUUACAUCAGAGAAAUUAAAACAAGUACGGUAUAUGUACAGUAUUUUCACAGUCUAAAAGAUAUAUUUUUUUAUAGUAAAGAAUCUAUGUAAUAUGUAUGGAGUAAGUGUGAGUGUAAGAAUUUAUUUCAGAUACCUAGUUGUUUCUAUGAUACCCAGUUACCCACUUAUUAGCCUCAUUUAAUUAAGGAUUCUGCUGAAAGACAAGAUUACAUCACAUCAUUUUAUCCAAUUUGUCACAUUAAACUAUGAACUUUUUUGAAAGAUUAUUUGGCUUUGGAUUUAAAAAUGAGUCUGGAAAUAAUUUUGAUUCAUUCAAAGGUAAACAACCAGACAAUCAUAUUGAGGAAGCUAGAGAUUCCUUGCAUAUGCGAUCCUUUUUUGAGGACGAAAUAGAUUCUUUUAUAGAAUCUAUGGGACUCCCGAGUUUGCCACAGUUAUUUGGUUUCGGAAACGAACCGCUUGUCAAUCGGACUAGAGACGAUGAAUACGAAGAAAAGCCAAAAUCAUUAAGGGACCAGUUUUUAAAAAGCGACCCUUUGAAGAAAGAUUUUUAUGAGAGGGAGCACAAUGAUGAAAUUGAUCAUUAUUCAGGGCGUAUUGGAGGACUUCCAUUUUUGUACAGCAUAUUUAAAGGUCUAGAUGGGAAUCCGGGUGUUGUCAGCCGAUCUGUUCAAAUUAGAACGGUGGUUAAACCCGAUGGGACAAGUGAAAGUAUUAAGACUAUUCGAGAUGGAUCUGGGAAUGAGGAGACUACAGUCUCUCAUAAAAGAGGUGACCAAGAACAUAUUACCUUUCUGAAGAAAGAUAAAUUUGGCAAAGAGGAAGUAUCCGAGACUAUAUUUAAUUUGAACAAGGAUGAAGUCCCCCAAUUUAUUGUAUGAAAAAGUAGAAAUGUAUUGGAGACAUCUUACAAGAAAGAUGAUUUAGAAUAAAUUUAGUAAUAUAUUACGUUCUGUUUUCAAAAUUGGCUAGUUUCAAACAGUUGUUGUAUGAUUAUAUAGUUUGAAAUAAAUGGCCAAAAUGUUUCAAUAAAUAAUUUACUUCAUUUUA